ACCGCCCCACAAGCUGGCACCGCGGGGUGGGCGUUCCGUACUAAAGACGGCGCGCAGACUAAGGCCACGCUCCAGUUGCGAGAGCGCCGCCGAGCGUGCGGGGCCGAAGUAGUCAAAGCGGAAGCGCGGGGUUUGCCUCCAGUCAAGCCGCGGCGGUGGUUUCGCUCGAACUUCGCGUGUAGAGCGGCCGGCCGGGACGCGGCGCCUCGAGGGGGUGUCCCCCGGCCACGUGCUGCGCCCAGGGACUCGAGCGGAGGGGACCCUCACUCUUUCGCUGGCCGCUUUUCGGACCGCCGCUGGUGGCGGCCGGCCGGGAGACGCUCCGCAUGCGCCGCUCGAGGAGGCGAGUGGGUGAAGAGAAGGGCUCCAAAUUCAAACGACGGAGGCAGCAGCGAGGAAACCCGGAGGAGUAGCCCGAAACCGAGCGGGAGAGAAGCGGGAGAGAAGAAAGAAAGGCGGCGGUUGGGAGGAGAAGAGAGGAGAAUAAAAAGAGGAGGAAAAGGUGGGAAAGCCGAGGCCGGGUGAGGAUCCCUGGCAUUCCCUACCGAGGGAGCGGGGCUCUUCUCCUCGCUUUAUUGCUCCCCUGCCAAGGCAAACCCCCUCCCCCCCCUUGACUCGUUUCCUCUCCCUUCCUCUGGAGCCGAGGCUACCCAUUGUGCACCGCCAUGGUAGAUAGGGGUCCUUUGUUGACGUCGGCGAUUAUUUUCUACCUGUCCAUCGGAGCAGCUAUCUUCGAAGUGCUGGAGCAUCCUCAUUUGCAAAAUGCGGCCGAGGGUUACAAGCAGAAAAAGUCGGAGCUCCUGAAAGAAUUUCCCUGCCUGAGCCAAGAAGGGCUAGAUAAGAUCCUGCGGGUGGUCUCAGAAGCUGCUGGGCAAGGAGUUUCAAUCGAUGCUAAUGACACAUUUAAUUACUGGAACUGGCCUAAUGCUGUCAUCUUUGCUGCUACAGUGAUUACAACCAUUGGUUAUGGAAAUGUUGCUCCAAAAACUUCAGCUGGGCGACUUUUCUGUAUCUUUUAUGGACUUUUUGGUGUUCCACUCUGCUUAACAUGGAUCAGUGCUUUGGGAAAAUUUUUUGGUGGUCGUGCCAAGAGGCUGGGCCAAUUCCUAACGAAGAGAGGAGUAAGCCUGAGAAAGGCACAAAUUACUUGCACAGCUAUCUUUAUCAUUUGGGGCAUUCUGGUCCACUUAGUUCUUCCUCCUUUGGUUUUUAUGGUGACUGAAGAAUGGGAUUACAUUGAAGGCCUCUACUUCUCAUUCAUCACCAUCACGACAAUAGGAUUCGGAGACUAUGUUGCUGGUGUGAAUCCAAAUAUGGACUACCACUCCCUGUAUAGAUACUUUGUGGAGCUGUGGAUCUACCUAGGCCUUGCUUGGCUUUCAUUGUUCGUCAAUUGGAAAGUCAGCAUGUUUGUAGAAGUUCACAAAGCAAUCAAGAAACGAAGGAAGAAAAGAAAAGAGUCCUUUGAAAAUCACUCUCCCACCAAAAAAGUUCUUCAGAUGUCUAACACAAAAGAUAUCAACAUAUUCAGUUUCCUUUCCAAAAAGGAAGAAAGUUACAAUGAUCUCAUUAAACAGAUUGGAAAGAAGGCUUUGAAAACAAGCAGUGAUAAAAUUCUCAACUCGGAGCAAACCAAGCCAACCUUACAGCACACCAAUAAAGACCUCAAAGUGAUGUACACAAGGAACAAUAUGUUUGACUUUGACAAUGUUUCUCUUGGACUGCAAAACUAUCACGUGAUGAGGCAUUUGACUGACAAACGUCUUGGGGACAGCCCAAUAGAAGGCAAUGUGUUUGUAAAUCAGCUGGACCGGAUCAGUGAAGAAGAAGGGGAAGCAUGGGAUUCUCGGGAUUAUCGACCGUUGAUUUUCGAAAAUGCCAACAUAAAAUUUGUAAAUGAGGGUGAGGAUGAAGAGGAGGACCUUUCAGAUGAUGAAGAAACUUCAAAGUCUUCAGUGGAUGACAAUCUUGCACAGGAGCCUCAAAGCCCCCAGAAACUGCUGAAAUUUUCAUCCUCUGAUGAAUCUACUUUUACCAGUAAUGAGAUGGUGAUAUCAGUGCCUUAUGAGCAGCUUAUGAAUGACUAUAACACAUCAGAUACUGCCAAGGCUGCAACGUGAGAAAGGUGGGAGGGAGUUUCUUGAAAUCAUAUGAUGCAAAAUGUUAAUAGAUAACGAUCUGAAUCAACAACCAUAAGUGAAGAAGAAGAAAUAUCCUAUGAGAUAUUUUCCACCACUUCCUUCUGUUAAGCAGACUGAAAACACGUGUUGCCUGGAUCUUGUCUGUUGGUGAAUUUUAUUCACUAUGAAAUAACUGUCCUAAAACCUUGAAGGUUCUCUAGGGAUUUGAUGGUUUUUGAAUUUAAGAGAGGAAAAGCCUAAACUGAUUGGACCUGUCUGUUCUUCCUUCCUUCCUUCCUUCCUUCCUUCCUUCCUUCCUUCCUUCCUUCCUUCCUUCCUUCCUCUCUGUCUCUCUUUCUUUCUCCCUCCCUCCCUCCCUCCCUUCCUCUCUCUUUCCUUAAGAUUGCAGUCAGACUGGUUUUGGUUGAUUGCAGGCCAUGGUUACAUUGGAUUACUGCAUUAACUCUUCAGCCCUGAAGAAACUGAAUGCAAAUCAUGCCAAGGUUCAGAAGGAAAAAUAUUGAUGGAUUUAUCAUAGUCACAUCACAAAACUCUCUUCAUUCUCCCUUAAGGGAUGCUUGAACUGGAAGAAGAGCAGAGUAUUCUGAAGGCCAGAGUUGAGAUACAUGGGUGACUUGACUAGUGUUUGUCUAAGUUAAUAUAGCUCUGUUGAAUUAUGAGCUGAAGUUCAUGAACAAAAAUACUAACUUGAAACACAAGGUCAGUCUACUGGAAAUAUGGAUUUUGUAUGGACAAGAAACUAAAUAUUUCCAAAUGUUCCUGAUGUUUGUGAAAAGCACAUAUAACGGAUUGAAAUACAGUAAAACAGAAUGGUGCAAGAAGAUACAGAGAGGAUAAUUAAAAAUGAAGAAAAGCACAGUAACAAACUUUUUUUUUGCAUCAGAAGUGCCCUUUCACCAUCAUCCAUACUCUAGAGGAAAUACUUGAAUGAACUUCAUUUAUAGGUCUAAGUGAAGUUUAAAGGAACUCUGCUUCUGAAUAAGUGUAUCUUAUUAAAUAGGUUGAAUAGCUGAAGUUCCAUUUGAAGGAUUUAAUAACUAAUUUCUUCUUUGUUCUGUCAGUGUCUCCAUUUCUAUAAAGUUCUCCACUCCAUCCGGUACUUUAGUAUUAGGGAAUAUUGUGUUAUGAGAUGAAAUACCGCUGAAGUAUUUCAGGUGGCUUUCUAAAUAAAGUGUUAGCUUAUUUUUAAUGAGUUCCUUUAACAAAAGAGAAGGAGUAUGAGAAGUAUUACAGAAGCAACGAAAUGUAAUUGUCACAUCAAAAUUUAUCUAUCUUUUUAUAUUACUAUAAAACUGUCACAAUGAUUGGGAUUAUUUUUAAAGUAGAAAGCUGCCUAUGAUUUGUAACUUUCUGCUGAAAAACAAUUCUCAGAAGUAUUCUAGCAGUGUAAGUACUGGAGCUACUUGGAUGAUUUACACUCCAGUGUAAAUCUUUUAUGUUAUAGUUCAGUGGCUUCAGUUUGGAAAUAGAAUGAAAAUUAUAGCUAUUGAAACCUUGAGGAGAGGAUUUCAGAAUUGAAAAUGGUAAUAAGGCCAAGUGGAAUUUUGCAGAACUAAUUGUGAAUAAUAAGGUACAUUCAAAUCCACUCAUGUGCUUAAUUUUGAAUCUUACGUUGUGAGAGUGAAUGUAUUUAUUAUCUUUAGAAACUUGUCUCUGACUAGAUGUACACUCCUGUUCGCAAAUGCUUCUUGAAAAGACAGUUUUAACAUAUAUGCUGAAAAAAAGUCCAUUCCUGUUUUGAAUUGUACACAGUUUAUGCAGAAAUGUUUGCAGAAACUUCAUUACUAAGGAACCCAAACAGUUGUAUUUUCAUACAGUUAUUUCAUUGAAGGUUCCAGUGUUACCAUUUGGUUCUAGCUCAAGAGGCUAUUUUUGUUGCUCCCUAAAACAUGGUAGCUAUUUGAGUAGAUGGUUCCUUGAAAGACAAGGUUGAUUUUUUUAUUGCUAAACAGUAAACCAUCUUUAUCAUCAAACAGCUCAAAGACCCAGAGGUGUUGUCUUAAAUUUACAUUUCCAAUUGAGCGGUUCUUAGUUAUGAAUACCACUUGUGUCAUGUGUAAAUGACAAAAGUAUAUCUGGCUUUCUUGAAAGUAACCCUGUAAAGCUGAUGUAUUCUGGGAUAUAUUUCAUAAAUGAAUGGCUAAAAAGUUUGCCUCUGCACUAAAGAAGCACACAGUAGUGUGUAAAAUGAAUAUUAUUAAUGCUUUACAGCAUUUUAAAUACAGUACAGGAACAGAAAGGUGAGAGUGGAUGAUAAGUGUAUGUUGCUGCUUUGGAUGUAUCUCUUUUGGAUUGUUUAUGUGCUGGAUUGCACAGGUAGACAGAUGUGAAAUGACAAGCUUGAAACAGCUUGCAUAUAGAGAUAAGGUCCUUUCUAAAGUUCAGGCUUGGUGCUGCUGUUUAGGUUUGAUGCACAGGGUAUUAAUACCUUCCUUUAAAAGUGUCCCAUAAUUUGAGGGAUUUGUCUAGCUGUCAAAUAAGCAUCAUGUUUUUAAAAUUGAAAUCAAGAUAAAAUUGAUAGUUAGACUUUGGUUUGCUAUUUGAGCUUAUUAGUGGAGAUUUAUUCCAAGUGCUUGGACCAUUGACAGGAGCCUUAAUUCUUAAUAAUUCCAUUUUGUGCCUUGCUACAGGUGAAAUGACAAAAUGUACUUACUCACUGUGACUAGCACAAAGGUGUAUGAAAUGUUUUAUUAGCUGCAUAAUGUGUUCAAUUGCCCUUUAUCUGAGUACAGUUUUCCAGCAGGCAUUACAUGGUAGCAAAUUGACCCUAUUAGAGAAUUGAUCUUCCUUACCAUUCUCAUAGGAAAUAUUGUCUUCCAUGUAUUAAGGGAAACUAGACUUUUUGUUCUGAGUCUUUAUUUAUGGCUCUGGACAAAUAAAUUAAAUACGAUGACAAAGGAGGCAAUUUUUGUUCUGAUUUUGGGAUUUGAUGAACUAACAUAUUAAAGAAACAUUGAUUCAGGGAGGAGAUUCAAUAACACUUGAAGGGUCUUCGAUUCUCUGGCUCUUUGACUACAUUUUGGAAAGAAUAUGCAUAAUAUGAAAUAUUGUGGAAUGUGAGGUUUGCAGACCGCUACUGCUUUUUUUAUGAAGACAGGGGACUGUACAGUUUAACAGAGCUAACCAGAUUAGCUUUGGGUUCAUGUUAUAUAACUGUUUACAGAAGGCAUUUAACAAAAUGGUUGCUAGCUAUCAAAAGCACCAGAGCAUGAAUAGUACUCAUAUGUUUCAAAACAAGAGGGAGGGAUCUUCCUUGGUACCUCUAUAAACUGUGGAUCAUGAAGCCUUAAUAAUGCUGCUUUCUCUGUUUUUCCCUAUAACCGAUAUUAUGAGUUGUUGAAAACAAAAAUUGUUUCAGAAGUUGAAGCAAUGGGAUGAGUGACUUUUCUUCCUAUUACUCAGUAGAAUUCUCCCAUAAUCACAAUUAAUUAAGCCUGGUAGUAUUUCCUGGAGUUGUUUUCAAUAAUUAUAUGGCAAAAUGAUAAAGAAUGGAAACUACACUUACUAUUGAUUUCCAAACAUAUUUAAUACAAAACUGAUUCACAGUUUCCAUAACAGUUUUAUGUAAAGUACUAUUCAUACUUAUUUUAAAAUGUGCCACUGAAAGAACCGAGUAGAGUACUGUUAAGCAAGAGGGAAACGUUUUGAAAAAGGUCCUCUUUCUUUGCAAGUAUGAUUAACUCCAUUGCUGGCAAUGGAUAUAUCAAAACAUUGCAAAAUCACAGCCGGUUCUUCUUGUUUUGUAUCCCUAAACGUGGCCUGGUUUAUCACUUUCUUUUAUAGUGCUACCUUUUGUAUCUUGUUUUAAUUGGAAAUAAAAAGCAAUACAUAAAACUCCUAUUGAGACAUAAAUUUUGGCUACCACUUUGACCCAUUUUUAAUUUUUAUACCUUCUGUGCUGCACUGAACUCCUAGAGCUAAGGCAUCACUGUUUCAAAUAGUUCACAAAAUCUGAACAGCCUUGAAUUUGUCUCUGUCACUCCAUCACAUGAAAGAGACACAAGGGUUUUGUUUUGUUUUUAUCAGUUCUUGUUUGCUAAUUUGUCACUGGAAUCACUGUAUGUAAAUAUUAGACUUUAUAAAAUGUAAUUUAUUUUAACAUUUUUUUUCAAUAAAAAUGAAGCCUUUUUUUAAAAAAAAAA
Molecule: messenger RNA, 6283 nt
Organism: Pantherophis guttatus
Lineage: Eukaryota; Metazoa; Chordata; Lepidosauria; Squamata; Colubridae
Gene: KCNK5
Product: potassium two pore domain channel subfamily K member 5
Biological process (GO): stabilization of membrane potential; potassium ion transmembrane transport
Cellular component (GO): plasma membrane
Molecular function (GO): outward rectifier potassium channel activity; potassium ion leak channel activity
Source: RefSeq, a predicted model, not a curated record